AGCAGGCAAGACGUUCGCUACUGCGCUCCGUCCUGCACGCCAUCAUGAAGUUCUUGUUCGUCCUUCUGGUUCUGUUGCUUAUUGUUGAUUGUCAAGGUAUGGUGUUACAUAUUACUUCCAACCACCAGGACAUCAGUGAGGAGGCAACUGUCGAAGACAACAUUGAUCGUAUAGAAAGGCAGGACCUCCUACAAGGCCCAGAUGACAGGCGCAACGCAUCGUCUACACUGCCAGAAGUGUUGGUGCCGUCUACGGACUUGGAUGACCAACUGGAGGCCACGACAUUGCAGUCACCGGACAGAGCUCAGGAUGCCGUCGGAGGAAGCGACGAAGACGCGUCCUUGUCAACCAUUACGGUCAUACGCACUCCUGUAGACUAUCGUUUAACGCGUACUAUAUAUGAAUACCUCUACGAAACGUGUGGUUGCAUUCUCGCAAUCGGUGCGUGUGUGUAUUCACUGAUCUUGUUCAGAAAAGCAGUAAAAUUCUUGAGGUGCUAUGAACAACACAACCAUGCUCAACGCGUUCCUGAACCACAGCAGGCCCCAUUGAGCUUCCAAGAGAUGCUUGAAAGAGAGGACCACCACCCGUACUCCAUUCUUCCAUGAGUUCGGAGAACAGUCAAAAACUUUCAGAGAUUUUGGACUAAUUGACAUUUUGUCUAUGGAAUGAGUGAUUGAUUAUUUUGUAAAAUUUUUUUGUUUAUUUAUAGAUGCAGUCACAUUCUUAUUUAUAGACGCAGUCACAGUCAUAACCGGUUUCAGCCAUACAAUUACCAUCUUCAGAUUCUAAAACAAUACAAAAGAAAAUUUAUAUUAAAACCUAAAAAAGUGCAAUAUUUAACCAGUCUAACUAGUAAUCUAACUGAAUUUAUGCGAAAUUGUUUUAGAAUCUGAGGAUGGUCAUUGUAUGGCCGAAACCGGUUAUGACUGUGUCAUAAGAACGUGAUUGCGUGUAUAAACAAACAAAUUUUUUUUUACAUUCAGAGAUUUAUUAUAUUAAUCGC
This is a messenger RNA of Schistocerca cancellata (South American locust), 1006 nucleotides long. RefSeq lists its product as uncharacterized. The record is from RefSeq and is a predicted model, not a curated record. Bases 45 to 608 code for a protein of 187 amino acids. The transcript has 3 exons. NCBI's taxonomy places the organism in Eukaryota, Metazoa, Arthropoda, Insecta, Orthoptera, Acrididae.